AUGGGCGCCGCCUACCGGCCGGGGCGGGCGGAUUGUUCAGGCUCAGUGGCUACCGAGCCGCUUGUGGAGCGGUCGCCCUGCGUUCCUCGCACUGUGAAUGGUGGUCAGGGCGGCGCGGGAUGCGCGGCCAUGCCGGUACCAGACCGCCAACUCGGCGACGAGUUCGCACCCCCGGAGCCCAAGCGCUGCAGGCACUGCGACGGUAAAGCCAUACAGCCUAUUACUGAGGGUGGGAUUCAUAGACGUCAACUUUAA
This is a messenger RNA of Pieris macdunnoughi, 255 nucleotides long. The record is from the annotation of a GenBank genome assembly. Lineage: Eukaryota; Metazoa; Arthropoda; Insecta; Lepidoptera; Pieridae.